GGCGUCGGAGCCACCGACCGAAGCAGCACUCAGGCUCUAGUUCCGCCAGCCAUGCCGCCAUUCAGCAAGCCUAGGUGUUUUUGGUCAAGGCACUGCAGUGCCAGGGAGAAUGCUACAGACCCUGUUAAAGGACGCGCAGGCAGUGGGGAGCGUGACAUAUCGUGGAAGUGGAAGAGCGAAGCUUCUGUGGAAACGGAAUCGUUGGGCGUGGUUGGAGCCUGCAGUGCUGGAGUGCAGGCAGACGUCAAAUUACAACAGGCCUUGAGCAUCAGUGUUGUUUCUGCUUUACACCGAAGACGAGCAUGUUGAACAGGAGAGGGAGCAGUGUGUUGCAUGGUUUGGAGCAGGUAGAAGGUUAAUGCGGCAACCUGUCGGAAAGAAGAGGGAAGAAUGGGAAGAUGGAGACCAACUCCAGUCUCAUGAGGAAGCGAGUCAGGUGGAACCACUCUCAUAUAAAGAACUUCAGGAACAGGGGGAGAUCAGAGUUGUCCAGCUAGGCUUCGACCUGGAUGCCCAUGGGAUCAUACUCACCGAGGACUACAGGACCCGGGUCCUCAAGGCCUGCAGUGGGCGGUCAUAUGCUGGGGCUGUGCAGAAGUUUCUGGCUUUGGUGCUUCCAGCCUGUAGGGACCUUAGCGUCCAGCAGGACCAGAUGACACAGACCUUUGGCUUCACGGACACAGAGAUCACGCAGCUGGUGAAUGCUGGAAUCUUCACCGUUCGAGAUGCCGGGAGUUGGUGGCUGGCUGUGCCUGGAGCUGGGAGAUUUAUUAAGUAUUUUGUUAAAGGGCGCAGGGCUGUCCUUGGCAUGGUCCGGAAGGCCAAGUACCGGGAGCUGCUCCUCUCAGAGCUCCUGGGCCGGCGGGCACCUGCCUCGGUGAAGCUGGGCCUUGCCUACCAUGUGCAUGACCUCAUUGGGGCCCAGCUGGUGGACUGUGUCUCCACCACUUCUGGAACCCUUCUGCGCCUGCCAGAGACAUGAGGAUUCUACUCACUGUGGCAAACCUCCCCGCAGUGGAGUGACAGGGGCCUGGGAGUGUUGCCCAGUGGUGGCCAAGACAGGGUCACCUCGUGAAAGUUUGGGGCUCAGACUGUGAGUGUUGGACUCGAAAGUGUGUGACGUCAGAUGUGACUGCUGCUGAUGCCCUGGGUUCCGAGCCAGUGGUGGGGUCUGGGCAGUGCUGCCCUGCCCUUCCACGGGAGUGGAGCCAGAAGGUGUGCCAAGCCGUGGCCGCUGCCUUUUGUGCAGCAAGGUGCUGCUGUUAACUGUCCCGGGCUAGGAGGGUGGGGUUUCCAAGGAGGCUGGUGGGGGCAGGCAGGGUUCUCUUCCCUACGUGCUGGAUUGAAGCUGCCAAAUAAAGUAUUUCUGAUAGUGCUGUU
Artibeus jamaicensis (Jamaican fruit-eating bat) is the source of this 1380-nucleotide messenger RNA. RefSeq names its product serine/threonine kinase 19 (gene WHR1). NCBI's taxonomy places the organism in Eukaryota, Metazoa, Chordata, Mammalia, Chiroptera, Phyllostomidae. Bases 359 to 982 code for a protein of 207 amino acids. Gene Ontology annotation, biological process: protein phosphorylation; positive regulation of Ras protein signal transduction. Gene Ontology annotation, molecular function: protein serine/threonine kinase activity. The transcript has 7 exons. The record is from RefSeq and is a predicted model, not a curated record.